CACACCUUAACCUUGUCAAAUCCUUUCUACUGUUACGGUCCUCUCAUCUUCAGAGAGCACUUGCCAGAUUCAGAUUAGAUUCAUUUCAUUUCUCAUUUACACGCACACAACACAACUCUCUUUCACUGUUCCCUCUGUCUUCUUUCCUUUCUUUCUUCCUUUUCCCCAGGUUUUAUUGGAAAAGAAAAAACAAGGUCUAGUCCCUUUCCAGGUGCCGUGACUAAUAACCCAACUUUCUCUCUCCCCCCCCCCCCCCCCCCUCUUCCUCAUCCUUCUUUUCAUUAACCCUUCUCACUCCUUCAUCAACAACCUUCUUACACCAAUUUUUCUUCACUUUUGUUGGAUUCCUCAAAAUAAACCUGCAUGGUUUGCACUCUAUUGGAGAGCAUAUAUAUAUAGGUAGCUAGGGAUGGAAGAUAUUUACAAGAUGAACCCUCUUCUGUCAUGUCCCGGGGGUGAUGUUGUUAGGGAGGUCAACGUCAACGUUAAUUCUGCCAUUGCAGCUUCCGCUUCUGAAUUGAAUCUUGGACUGGUUGCUAACAACUUCUUUCAGCUGGAAGAACCCGAAAGUUCGGAUAUGUCGGAUCGGUUCAUCAAGACCCAGAUCGCCACUCAUCCUCUCUAUCCAAAUCUAGUAUCCGCUUACAUAGAAUGCCGAAAGGUUGGAGCACCGCCAGAACUGGCUUCACUUCUUGAAGAAAUAGCCCGUGAAAGCCACCCAACCGAUGCUCUUCGAGAGAUAGGAAAUGAUCCUGAGCUUGACGAGUUCAUGGAAUCAUACUGCGAAGUUCUUCAUAGAUACAAGCAGGAGUUGUCGAAGCCAUUCAACGAAGCGACCUUGUUUUUGUGCAGUAUCGAAUCACAACUCAGCAAUCUUUGUAAGGGAACGCAAACAAUGCCACUGAAUAACAACCGCUCAGAUGAGGCUGCAGGAAUAUCAGAGGAUGAAUUAAGUUGGGAGAAGGUGGAAGCAGUUGAUGGUGACGAAUCUUCUGGCCCACGUCCAGGUGAUCAAGAGCUUAAAGAAAUGCUUCUUCGUAAGUAUGGUGGUUAUCUUAGCAGCUUGAGAAAGGAAUUUCUAAAGAAAAGGAAAAAAGGUAAGCUACCAAAGGAUGCAAGGAUGAUACUCAUGGACUGGUGGAACACACACUAUAGGUGGCCUUAUCCUACGGAGGAAGAGAAAGUGCAGCUAUCAGAAAUGACCGGACUUGAUCAAAAGCAGAUCAAUAAUUGGUUCAUCAAUCAAAGGAAACGGCAUUGGAAACCAACAGAGGACAUGCGAUUUGCCAUUAUGGAUGGUGUAAGUGGCAGUGGCUUAGGAGGACCUAUGUGAUUUAUUUCUCGAGAUGGACCGUGUUGAUUCCCAAUACUUGUAUCUUCUGCUCGUGUGAUGUGUGUAUACCUUCUAUUCCGCGAGAUAUUAAUUUUUUGAACCUACAUUUGUAUGCUAAGUAGGUCCUUCAGCUAUAUAUAUAUAUAUAUAUAUGCAAGUGUAAAAAACUGUAGCUAAUAUACGCGACGACAGUGAUAAUCGAUCAAUGUUACUGAAUCAUUAUUUCAUGGCAAUACGUUAUACUAUUGCUUAUUUUUUAAA
Molecule: messenger RNA, 1594 nt
Organism: Glycine soja
Lineage: Eukaryota; Viridiplantae; Streptophyta; Magnoliopsida; Fabales; Fabaceae
Product: homeobox protein knotted-1-like 1
Exons: 6
Coding region: 410-1333 (307 amino acids)
Biological process (GO): regulation of DNA-templated transcription
Cellular component (GO): nucleus
Molecular function (GO): DNA binding; DNA-binding transcription factor activity, RNA polymerase II-specific
Source: RefSeq, a predicted model, not a curated record